GGAAGUCGCUCGGCGGGAGGGGCCGGGCGGCGGGCCGCCUCGGGGCGACCUAGGAGGGGAAGGGCCCGGAGCUGCGUCGCCGUUGAGCGGCGUUGCCGUUGAGCGGCGCCCACCGGGCCCGGGGGGAGUCUGUAGGAGGCCCCGGUGGAAGUUGGUUAAACCGUUACAAAAGGCUCAGCCUGAUCCACUCUUCCCCCCGGGGAGGCUGCGGGGCAGGGGGAGGUCUGGGAAGGGAACGAACCGGGGCCUGGAUCCGCGGGUACCGGGAGGGGGCGCGGGGCACUGUGGGUGCGCCACCGCUUCCCGCCCCGCUCUUCAAUUUGCGGCGCUGUCGUAAAGGCGCGGACGGGGCGCCGCCGCGCCGCUUUACGGCCGAGGCCGGAUUCCGCGCUCUGAUUGGCCCCGCCGGGGCCGCGCCGCCCUCUGAUUGGCCCCGCGCGGGACCGGGGGCGGUUUGAGCAGCAGCGCCCGGCGCGGCGGCGGCUCCGCGGCUCCAGCACGAUGCUGCCCCUGUCCCUGCUGAAGACGGCGCAGAACCACCCCAUGCUGGUGGAGCUGAAGAACGGGGAGACGUACAACGGGCACCUGGUGAGCUGCGACAACUGGAUGAACAUCAACCUGCGGGAGGUCAUCUGCACGUCCCGGGAUGGAGACAAGUUCUGGAGAAUGCCGGAGUGCUACAUUCGUGGCAGCACGAUUAAAUACCUGCGUAUCCCCGAUGAAAUAAUUGACAUGGUGAAAGAAGAGGUGGUGUCCAAGGGCAGAGGCCGUGGCGGGAUGCAACAGCAGAAGCAACAGAAGGGCCGCGGUGUUGGCGGUGCUGGACGAGGUGUGUUUGGUGGCCGUGGCCGAGGAAUCCCAGGCAGCGGAAGAGGCCAGCAGGAAAAAAAGCCGGGCAGACAAUCGGCAAAGCAGUGAGCGGCUGCCUGCAGCCCGGCCGGGGACAGUGCUGCGGCGCCGGCCGGUUUUUAUCGCCUCAGGAUUGCCAUGUGUUCAAAAGCGUUACCUUUCUACUCUCCCGUCACUCGAUCCGUGCCCGAAUCACGUAGUUUGGAAGCCCCUCGCAAUUUAAUCUGGUAAAGUGGAGUUUAUUUGCUCCUUGUAGUCGGCAAGUCAUUGGAAAUAUUUAAAAUAAUCAUUCGUGGUUAAGGACCUAAGUUCUGCCUUCUCCUGAGAGUGAAAGCGCUAUUUAAUUUUUCAGGAUCACCAGGUUUAAUUUAAAAGAUUAUCCUGUACAGUGGCAUAAGAACGAAGGCAAACACUUUCUGGAUGAUUUUUUUUUUUAUACUUGAAACUUGGGAAACUUAUUGCAUUUGUAACAGAUGCGAGUGUCUUGGUUUAAAAACACUGAACUUGAGGAUAUUGUAUCUUUACGUGAGUAGUCUUAAGAGUUUGGGGUUUUUAAAAAAAAAAAAAAAAAAAAAAACAACAAACUUUUAAGCUAUUGCUUAUCUUCCGGUUCUGCCUCUCUCCUGUGGCUUGAGGGAGAGCUCGGGAUGAACAUCGGCCUUCGAGGCUUGUUUCCAAGAGAGUUUUGUGAUAAAUGAGGGUUUCCCAAUUAGCGUAUUACUAAUUUGACUUCAGAUUAGAAGCUUCCUUUCAAGGCAAGGGUUUU
This is a messenger RNA of Chroicocephalus ridibundus (black-headed gull), 1615 nucleotides long. It is a transcript of the gene LSM4, whose product is annotated as LSM4 homolog, U6 small nuclear RNA and mRNA degradation associated. Gene Ontology annotation, molecular function: U6 snRNA binding. The record is from RefSeq and is a predicted model, not a curated record. Lineage: Eukaryota; Metazoa; Chordata; Aves; Charadriiformes; Laridae. Gene Ontology annotation, cellular component: U6 snRNP; spliceosomal tri-snRNP complex; P-body. The coding region runs from base 502 to 918 and encodes 138 amino acids. Gene Ontology annotation, biological process: nuclear-transcribed mRNA catabolic process; spliceosomal snRNP assembly; P-body assembly. The transcript has 5 exons.